GCACAGCACUCAAGCCAGCACUGUCUCCUCAGCGGCUCACAUCUGGACCCCCUGGCAGUUCAGGAUUCCACUGCAAUGAUUUUGUGGAUCAACUAUUUCUGGAUCAUCUUGGCAGUGGCCAUCAUCGUUGUCUCUUUGAUCCUAGGCCUCAUCCUAUACUGUGUCUGUCGGUGGCAGCUCAGACAAGGCAAGAAAUGGAAAAUUUCCAAGCCCUUGAAACAAAUCCAAGGAGAUGAAGAAGAAAAGAUGUAUGAGAAUGUUCUUAAUCAGUCACCAGAUCAGUUACCCCCUCUGCCACCCAGGGAUUUGCAUUUUACAGGAGAUUUCUCCCUACAGGAAACUCCAAAUCAGUCAUCAGCUAUGUACUCAUUGGUGAAUAAAGUUAGAAACAAGAAGACUGUUUCCAUCCCGGGCUACAUUGAGCCUGAAGAUGACUAUGAUGAUGUUGAAAUACCUGCAAAUAGUGAAAACCAUCAUUCUAAAAUAACCAUGUCUUCUUUUUGACAAGCUGAAGAGGGUUCAAAGAGCUUAUUUUAAAAUAAUCAAGAAUGACUGAACUGGAAUAAGUACCCAGGUCCUGAAAGCCAGUUGUUAUUUUAUGAAGCUCUAUAAGAAAAGCACUUCCUGAACCUUAGAUGAAGCCACCUCAGCGAUCCAAUGACUGCAGCCAGAGGACAGACACAAUGCUUGGCCCUGUGGACCAGGAGGGUCAGCCUUUGUGCUUCUGUUAGGGAAGUAUCCAUGGGGUGUACCACUACUGGGUUCCAAGUUCACAUCUCUAACAAAUGUCUCAUUUAUCAACAUUCCUCUUUUGUUCCCUUGGUUUACAUGGUUCUCUGUGAUCUUAUGUCUUGGUAUUUGAUCAUGCAGAGCUUCCCAGGCCCUAAUCCCUAGGUAGACCCUUGCCAAGAACACAGGUCUUCCUUCCUUCCACCCUAUCCACCCUCUGCACUGAGAGGCUGUGGGUGGUUGUUACAGCCAAGCACCCUUGUAUGGAAGUCAUCACUUCAUGCUUUACAAGUUUUUAAGGGCAAGGAGUACACCAUAUUUUUUCUUUUUCUCAGUGCUGGGGAUUGAACCCAGGGCCUUGUGCUUGCAAGACAAGCACUCUACCAACUGAGCCAUAUCCCCAGCCCUGCACUAUAUUUUUGAGAAACUUUGCCACCUAUACCCACCACAUCCCAAGUCCCCAUAUCUAUAUAAGAUAUAGGCCACUGCCCAUAGAGAAUCAAGUUCUUACCUAGGUUUUCUCCUGUGCUCUCAGGUGACCUUAGAACAAUCAACCAAGGACAGAAGUUAUCUUCUCAUUUACACCUAGAGGUGUCACUUUGCAAUAGGUGUGCUGAGGGUACUACAGGAAAAAUAGAUCCUCCCAAGAAAAAUCAUAGGUCACCAUCACUGAACAAUGGCAUAUUCAAGAUAAGAGUUUAGGGGACUUAACACCCCAUCCAUAAUUUGUUAUUUUUUCCCUGGUUUUGGGGAUUGAACCCAGGGGUACUCUUCCACUGAGCUAUAUUCCCAGCCAGUUUUAUUUAUUUUAUUUUACAUUUUAUACUUGCCAAGUUGCCCAGGCUGGCCUUGACCUUGCAAUCCUACUGCCUCCACCUCCCGAGUACCUGGAUUAUGGACAUGUGCCUCUGCACCUGACCCACCAUAACUUUCAUAAUUGCUCUUUCUUUUCCAUGCUGGCCUUCCUCAGGGUUCUUUUCCCCAUUCCUGUUCUCAUCUCCCUCCAAACACUCAUGAGUGGUCUCAACCAUUGUCCAUGAGCUCCAUGUCCUCCUUCAUUAUGAUGACUUACAAAUUGCAGAUUCUGGUUGAGCGCUCUCUCUCUCUCUCUCUCUCUCUCUCUCUCUCUCUCUCUCUCUCUCUCUCUAUCUAUCUAUCUCCUGGGUUGCCUGCAUCUGGGUUGCCUAUCCAUCUGAUUAUCCUGCAGUUCAACCCUCAAGUUCAAUAUAUGCCAAAAGGAACUGAUCACCUACCCCUAAGUCCAAACUUUUUGUGCUCUAUUGUCUUCUUGGUUGCUGAUGUCAAAAAUCAGCAUCCUUCUCCUCUACCUUUUGUUUACAACAUUCUGCACCUUCCAUUGAUUGUGCCUCCCAAAUACUCUCAAUCAGUCCAUAAUGUCUAUCACCAUUCUGAAGUCAGGCCAUUGCCAGUACAUGCCAAGAGAAUUUAUCAGCUUUCUACAGUUCUCCUGCCUCUGGCCUCUCACCCUCCAAACCAUUUGCUACAUAGAAGUCAAUGAUUUUCCAAAGUGAACAUCUACAUUUUCUUGCUUAAAUCUGCUCUUUGCCCCUUAACCUCAGAAUAAGCCCAAACUCCUUAACAUGGUUUGCAAGAUUUAUCAGGAUCUGGUUACUGGUUAUUUUCUGCCAACCCCCUUUUCCCCACCUCCUUGCAAUUUUCACUCUGCCCCAAUUUUUUGUUCUGAUCAUUUGAAAUGACCUUUGCCAUGGUUUCUCUUGUCCUUGUGCCUGUGCACAGCACUGUUCCUGUUGUAUGGAAUGUUCUUCCCCACCUUCCAGUCCUUCCUAUUUCAUCUUAGAUACCCUUUCUUCAUCACCCCAAAUCUGGGUCAGGUGGCUUCUUAGGUGCUUUCCUCUUACAACAUUAGCACCCAUAAUGAUCUGUUCAUUUGUCUUUCUCUUCCACUUGACUGAAAAUAACAUGAGGAUAGAAACUGUGUCUUUCUUUCCUCCAUUGUUUUCCCUGUUCUAGCAUAUUGUGGGUGCUCAAUAAAUAAAUCGAUCAAUUGAAUUGAGUAAAUGAGCAAACUCCUCUGGGCUCUCACAGCUCCCUGUAUUUAGUUCCAUGGAAAGGCUUUUCCCUUUGCAUUAUAAUUGCCUGGUGACUUUCUUCCCCCUCUUCCCCUAACCUGGGGAUUCCUCUGGAGUGGAACUUGUUUGUCUCAUCGCUAUGUUCCCACUGUCCAGCACAAACACUGGUAGAUGGUAAGCACUUAGUAAACACUUAUCAAAUGUUGAAUAUUAAUGGAAAGUCUACACAACAAUAACAAGAAAAAUUAAGUUUCCCUGGACACUUAUAAUUUGAUUGAGACUUUAAAUUGGGCACAUGUACUAAAGCCAUGUUUUCUGUCAAGGAAAUUGUUAUCAUUUUGGAUGACAGACUAAAUAUGUCAAGAUUUCACAGGACCUUUGCAUGUAUCCUACCCCCAUUGUAAAUCCCAAGUCAGUGACCUACGUAUUUAUUGAUUUAGUAGCACUUAGAAAUGUGAUAUAGCCAGGUAUAGUGGCCCACUCCUGUAAUCCCAGCAACUCAGGAGGUAGAGACAGGAGGACAGUAAGUUUGAGGAUAGCCUUGGCAAUUUAGUGAGACCUUGUCUCAAAAUAAAAAGGGCUAGGGUGGUAUAGUUCAGUGGUAGGGGACCUCUGGAUUCAAUCUCCAGUAGUGAAGAGAGAGAGAAGAAAGAAAGAAGAUAAUUUCCAUCUUGAGUUACAUUGUGCCUGAAGAUAGCUAUGACAUUGACUAAAUACCUAUAAAUAAUGAAAAUCAUCAUUUUGAAACAACUACUGUUUUGUCACCUAAAUGGUUUUGAAAACUCAUGCCCCAAAUCAGGGGAUUAUUGUUUUCUAUUUUUUUAAUGUUAUUGUAUUUUUUAUACCUUUAUUUUAUUUACUUAUUUUAUUUACUUAUUUUUAUGAGAUGUUGAGGAUAGAAUUCAGUGCCUCACACGUGCUAGGCAAGUGCUCUGUGUCACUAAGCUACAACCACAGCCCUAGUUUUCUUUAUAACGGUUGCAGUCUACCUCUAAGAAACAAAAACAUUGUUUUCAGGAAAUGCACUUGAAAGGCCCCAGCUCUUUGUCUUAAACCCAUGACCUAGGACACUCUACCAAACCCCCCCCCGGGAAGGUUGCACG
Messenger RNA from Sciurus carolinensis (gray squirrel), 3883 nucleotides. It is a transcript of the gene Scimp, whose product is annotated as SLP adaptor and CSK interacting membrane protein. Lineage: Eukaryota; Metazoa; Chordata; Mammalia; Rodentia; Sciuridae. The transcript is spliced from 5 exons. Gene Ontology annotation, cellular component: tetraspanin-enriched microdomain; membrane; immunological synapse. The coding region runs from base 76 to 504 and encodes 142 amino acids. The record is from RefSeq and is a predicted model, not a curated record.